AUGUCUAGAAAUGAUAAAUUUAAUUAUAUAGAGGAAAAGAAAUUGAACUCUCAAGAUUUUUCCUCAAAUACGAAUUACAAGGAUAUUGAAAAAAUUGACGAAAAGAAUAUAAUAAUGGGGGAUUAUAAUAAUACGGAUGUAUUAAAAGAAAUGACAAGUGAGGAAUUUAAAAAUAUUUUAAAUGAUGAUGCAUAUUAUAAGAAGUUGUUUGAAUCUGAGGGGAAAUAUGAUUCGUUUAAUAAUGAUAAGGACGGGUUAUUAAAUUUUGAGAUAGAUAACCUUAACGAUAAUAAGAAUAAUGAUAAUAUUGGAAGUAAUAAGAACAACGAAAUGAAAAAAAUAAAAAUAAAAAAUAAUGAAAAUAAUAAUAAUAAUAAUAAUAAUAAAAAUUAUUAUUAUUAUGAUGAUGAAUUGGAUGUUGAUGCAGAUGGGGAGAUAAAUAAAAAUAACGCAGAAAAUAUUAAUAAAAAAGAGAAAUUGCCCAGAUUUUCAAAUUUAAGUUUAUUAAAUGAUGACUUUUUUUUGAAAAGUCAAAAUUUGGAUAUGAACAAACAAAAUGAAGAUUUAAAAAAUAAAAGAGAUAGCUUGUUAUCAUUAAAGAAUUUGAGAAAUUCUUCGAUUUUUAAUUUAAGUCUUACUGAUGAAAAUUUAAAACGUUCUUAUCAAAAAUAUGAAUUAUAUUCAAAUGAUAAAUUAAAUAUGUCUCUUUCGCAGACGGAUCAAAUAUAUGAUAGUGAUUUGUUAACCCCUUCUCCUUCGAAAAAAGAUAGUGUGAAAAAAAAUCCAAGAAAUGAUGAAAUGCAUAAUAUUAUAGAAAAUAAGUAUAAUAAUGAUAAUAUAUAUAAGGACAAUAUUUAUAAUAGUAACCAUAAUCAGAAAGAAGGUAACUCGUAUAAAAUACACAUAAAAUCAGAUGAUCCUGAUAAUGUACUAGAUUUAAAUAGUUAUAAUAAAAAAAAUGAAGAUAGAAAAAAUAAAAACAUUGAAGAAAAUAUUGAGGUUGUGAAUAAUAAUAAUAAAAAAUUAUCUAUCGAUUUAUUAGAUGAAGAAUUAGAUAAUUUAAAAAAGAAAUAUUUAUUAGAUGAUAGUAUAAAUUAUAAUGAUAAGAAUAAUGAUUAUCUAGAUGAAUAUGCUAGUGACUCCGAAUUUUUAAAAAGAAGUUCUUUAGAAAAUAAAAUGAACCUGGAUUUAAAUUAUGGAAAUGACGAUUCUUUAAAUAAUAGUAGACGUAUAUCUAAUAAUAGUUUUUCAUAUUGGGAGAAUAAAAUUAAUUCAACACGAAAAAUUAAAAUUAAUAAUGAAACCCCAAAAAAAGGAAUAUUAAAAAUAAGUAACUCUGUAUCUCCUUUAAAAGAUAUGAAUGAUAUUAUGAGUGCAAGGAAAAAAUCAGUUCAAUUUUCUCAUAGAUCAAUAGCUGUUUUUGAUGAUAAGGAAAAGAUAUCCCCAUUACAUCUAACACAAUUUACUAAAAUAUCUAGUGAUUCUAAUAACUCCGAAUUCAAAAAGAAAAGUGUUUCCAUUGAUUCAUGUAUCGACAAAAAGGAUAAUGAUAAAAUAGUUGGAGAUAAUUUUUUGGAAGAUCUUGAUAAAUCGCCCAUUGAUAAAUUAUUAUAUAAAUCUAACAACAGAAUCAAUAAUAAUAAUAAUAAUGAUAAUAUUAUGAACAGGUCAUCAGCACAAUCUAUUAGAUUCAAAGCAAAAAUUUCUGUAGACCAUAUUGAAUCAGCUCGCUUAUCUCCAAUUAAAAAUGACUUAAGUUUUAAUAACAACCCUUUUAAUUUAUCUUUUAAUAGUAGUAGGGAAUACGAUUAUAUGAACCUACAUAAUAAUAUGUUAAGUGAAGAAAUGCAAAGUGAUAACCAUAACGAUGAUUAUAUUAUCAAAGAUAAUAUAAAUUUGCUUGAUCGUCAAAAUAGGAACACUAUGGAUCUUGCCAUUCUUUCCAAGGUGGGUGCAGAGAGUGGUCCGACUAUUGAGAGAUUGAAAAAAGCAGACAAAGGAGAAGCACAGGUGGAUAGAAAAAAUAUUGUAAAUGAAGAAAAUAAAAGUGGUGAUAGUAAUGAGCAGGACAUUAACAAUGAUGAAAUUGUUAAUGAUGAAAUUGUUAAUGAUGAAAUUGUUGAUGAUGAAAUUGUUAAUGAUGAAAUUGUUGAUGAUGAAAUUGUUGAUGAUAAAAUUGUUAAUGAUGAAAUUGUUGAUGAUAAAAUUGUUAAUGAUAAAAUUGUUAAUGAUAAAAUUGUUAAUAAUAAAAUUGUUAAUGAUAAAAUUGUUAAUGAUAAAAUUGUUAAUGACAAAAUUGUUAAUGAUGAAAGUAAUAAAUUUUAUCGUAACAAACCUUCCAGUAAUAUAAUUAAUAAUGAUGAUGAUAAAAAAAAAAAAAUGGUACCUAGCAAAGAGGACAUUUUUGAAAAGAAAUGGGAAGAAAAGAAAACAUUCGAAGAUAAAAACAAAAUGAACAGGAAAACCAUAAACUUUAUAGAAAAUAAUAAUAAGAAUAAUUUAAAUAUAGAAGAAAAGAAAAAAAACGUGAUCGUUAAUAGACGUGCAAGUUACAGUGCUUCUAUAAGGAAUAAUAUAAAAACAAAAAAAAAAUGGAAUGAAGAGGAUGUAUCAAAAUAUGAAAAAGACAUGAAUUUUAAGACACAAAGAAAUUUAAAAAAUAGAUCAAGUGUGCAAACAACAAUGAAAAAAUAUGAUGAAAAAAAUGUAUGUGCAUUAAAGAAUGUAACAGUAGAAAAUAAAGAAUUAAAUGAAAAUGAAAAUGAAAAUGAUAAUAUAUACCAAAAUGUAACAAAUGACAAAGAAAAUAACAAUUUAAAUAAUAUUAAUAAUAAAUAUUGUGUUGAAGAUAUAACACUUUAUGAAGUACAAAAAGAAAAAUCAAAAAAAGAUGUACAUCAUAAUAAAGAAGAUGAUAAUACAGAUAAAAGAGAAAUAUAUAACAAAAUGGAUCAUGAUCAAUAUGUUAUAACACCAUAUGAAAAAAAGAAUAUUCAACAAAAUGAAAAAGAAAAAAAUGUUUUGUUAUAUAAUACAAAUUGUGAAGAACAAAAGGAUCAAAAUCAUAAUUAUGAUCAUACUUUUAAACAUAGAAGGAAAACUCUUGUAGAUACAAAUCAUGAAUAUCUAAAUAAAGCAGAAUAUAAAGAAUAUAUGCACAAUAAGGAAAAUUAUUCUGAAAAGGGUGGAAGGUUUGUUGAUAAUGAUGAUAAAUUUAAUGAGAAUGAAGAAGAAAAUGAAAUGCAUAAUGAAAUUAAUCAUUUGGAAGAAGAAAAUAAAUAUAAUGUUUUUUAUGGUGAGAAACAUGAAGAUAAUAUGAACGAAGGACAAGAGGAGGAAGGAAAAUAUGAUGAGGAGGGCAAAUAUGAUGAAGAGGGCAAAUAUGAUGAGGAGGGCAAAUAUGAUGAAGAGGGCAAAUAUGAUGAGGAGGGCAAAUAUGAUGAGGAAGGCAAAUAUGAUGAGGAGGGAAAAUAUGAUGAGGAAGGCAAAUAUGAUGAGGAGGGCAAAUAUGAUGAGGAGGGCAAAUAUGAUGAGGAGGGCAAAUAUGAUGAGGAGGGCAAAUAUGAUGAGGAAGAAAAAUAUUAUGAGGAAGAAAAAUAUUAUGAGGAAGAAAAAUAUUAUGAGGAAGAAAAAUAUUAUGAGGAAGAAAAAUAUUAUGAGGAAGAAAAAUAUGAUGAGGAAGAAAAAUAUUAUGAGGAAGGAAAAUAUGAUGGUGAAGGCAAAUAUUACGAAGAAGAAAAGUACGAUGAGGAAGCUCAUUAUGAUAAGAAAUUUCAUUAUGAUAAAAAUGGUCGUUAUAAUGAUGAUACUGAAUACAAGGAAUGUGAACCAAGAGAGAGCAAUACUCUUUCUUCUUACAAUAAUAAAGAGCUCAUAAAACAUACGAAAGAAAGUAAAAAGAUGAUAGAAAAGAAAAAAGAAGACAAUUUGAAAUUAAAAGAAACGUUAAAUGAGAAUUUAAUAAAAAAACAAGAAAUGAUUAAAGAGAUAACAUUAAAAAUUAUAAGAAGGUGUCGUAUAUAUUCACUUAAACAAUUACAUACUGAAAAGAAGAAUAUAAAUAAUAUAAUAAAAUUAUAUGAAUCUGUACGUAAUAAUUUAUUUAAAUUUAUUAAUAAAAUAAAUAAUUUAAAUAACGUAAGUAUAAAAUUGGAUGAUGCAUUAUUAAAAUAUGAAGUUACACAACUAAAUUAUAGUAAAACAAAAAAGGCUAUAGAAGCUCUUCAGAAAUAUAAUUUAAAAAUUGAGAAUAAAAUAAAAGAGAAAAAAAUAUUAUUAGAAAAACAAACUGCGGUAUUAGAUAAAAAGCAAAUGAAAAUUGAAUUAUUAACGAAAGAGUUGAACAAAUUAAAAAAUAUGUAUGAUAAUGGUUCCACAAGGAAACAAGAAAUUAAUUUAAUCAGAGUAUAUAAAGAGAAGGUAGAAGAGUUUAAGAAAAUGGAAAUAAUUAAAGGAUUUUUAAUAAAAAAUAUUAAUAAAUAUGGAAUCAAUUUUGAGCUCUUAAAUUUUAAUUAUUAUAAUUUUGCAACAUUGUAUGAUUAUAAUAAUAUCGAUGGAGCCUUUUUCAAAAAUGGGGAUUACCUUAUGUAUAACAAUGGGUUAUCUGAUCAUCAAGGAGAAAAGUUAAUCAAACAAAUGGACGGUAAUAAUAAUAAUAUGUAUAGCAGUAUGUAUAGCAGUAUGUAUAGCAGUAUGCAUAGUAAUAUGCAUAGUGGUAUACAUAAUAAUAUACAUAAUAAUAUACAUCACAAUAUACAUAAUAAUAUACAUCACAAUAUACAUAAUAAUAUACAUAACAAUAUGCAUAGCAAUAUGCAUAACAAUAUGCAUAACAAUAUGCAUAACAAUAUGCAUAACAAUAUACAUAGUAAUAAUUUUAUAAAUUGUAAUAAUGCUUUAUUAAUAAACGAAUAUAAUAAUUUUUCUAAAUCAGGUAUGCUACUAAACAAUUCAAAUAACAACCACAACAACAAUAAUAAUAAUAAUAAUAAUAAUAAUGGUGUUAGUAAUAUUUACAAUCAUGAUGAAAACGUUGAACGAGGAAAAAAAGGGACGACACUCAUAAAAAAGGAUAUUCUUACGAACAUUGAAGGAAAUGAUAAUGAAGAAACUUACGAUACAACAUUUGAUAUUAAUGAAUUAUAUAAAAAAGAAUAUAAAUUAAAACGUUUACAUAAAAAGAUAAAUAGAAAAACUUUUUUUAAAAAUGAAAUAUUUGAAGAAGAUUUAAAUUGUGAAUGGCCUUAUAAUAUAACAGUAGAUAUUAUUUUUUCAAAUGUAUAUAAAUCGAAACAAGAAAAUGAUAAUUUUAAUAUAUCAAGUCCAUUAAAAAUUAAGAAUAUGAAACAUUUAAUAGCUAAUAAAAUGCAUAUAUUAAAUAAUGAUUGUAAUAUGGAUAGUAAUAAUAAUAAUAAUCAUAAUAAUAACAUGAACAAUAAUCAUAAUAUUAAUAUAAUUAAUAAGAAUAAAAAUCAUAAUCUUAGUAAUAAUAAAACAUAUUUAAAUUUAUUUAGACCAUAUAAAAUUGAAGUUGAUUCCUUUACAAGUUUUAAAGAUAUUACUAUAAAUACAUAUUAUAAAUAUAUAAAUAAUGAUAAUAUGUAUUAUCAUAUAUGGAAUAAAAAUUAUGAUAAAGACAAAUAUAAUAUUCAAAUUAAUAAUGUACAUAUAGAUAAUAAAUACAAAAAAAGAAAGACAAAUACAAAUUUAUUAAUUAAUAAUAUAGAAAAUUAUUCUUAUUAUGGUAAUGAUGAUUCAUAUAUAGGAGUAGAAUGGAAAUUACAAUUAGAAAUUAUAAAAUAUAAAAUGAUAGAAAUAAUAAAUAAAAAAUUACAAAAAUAUACUAAUAAAGAUAUAAAAUUGGUAAACAAUAAUAAUAAUAAUAAUAAUAAUAAUAAUAAUAAUAACAACAAUAAUAAUAAUAACAAUAAUAAUAAUAACAAUAAUAAUAACAAUAAUAAUAAUAAUGUAACAACAAAACCAAAUAAAGAAGCAUUAAAAUAUUUAGUAGAAGAAAUUGAAUAUUCUUUUCUUAUAUUAAAUAAUAUUUUAUUUCAGUAUAAAUAUUUAUUAAAACAUUUUCUGCAUUUAUCAAACACUUUUUUUGAUUAUUAUCAAAAUAUUAUAGUAUUCAAAACAGUAGUCUUACCUAACCAUGUAUCUUCUCAUUCCUUCUGGUUGUACUUAUAUAUAAAUUUAGAAGAGGCCUUCACCUUUUCUUCGCUCCUACAUGGUAUCGUUGAAAUAAAAAUUGAAAGUGUUGAUGAGGAAGAUAAGUAUAGUGAAGAAUGUAAGGAGAUUAACAAUAAUAUAAUGAAGAGUCUGCAGCAGUGUAUUUUUUCAAUAAAAUCAAAACCAUUGGAUAUUACAGAAAGAAUUAAUUCAUUCAAUUUGGUUGAAAUAAUUUAUGCCGUCUUUAUUAAUGAGAAUUAUAAUUUCCAUAGUUAUAAAAAUAGCAUGGAGGAAAAUAUAAAAAAUCUGAAAACAUGUGAGGCUUUUAUAAAUCAAAUAAUAGAUAAGAAAAUUAUCGUACCUAUUGAAAUAAAAAAGAGUACCAACAAAUUUAUAGAUUAA
Messenger RNA from Plasmodium falciparum 3D7, 6573 nucleotides. RefSeq names its product putative apicomplexan kinetochore protein 1 (gene AKIT1). NCBI's taxonomy places the organism in Eukaryota, Apicomplexa, Aconoidasida, Haemosporida, Plasmodiidae. The record is from RefSeq and is a predicted model, not a curated record.